This is a messenger RNA of Magallana angulata, 3410 nucleotides long. RefSeq names its product protein draper-like. Gene Ontology annotation, molecular function: scavenger receptor activity. The transcript has 13 exons. Lineage: Eukaryota; Metazoa; Mollusca; Bivalvia; Ostreida; Ostreidae. Bases 614 to 2446 code for a protein of 610 amino acids. The record is from RefSeq and is a predicted model, not a curated record.
CAGGUUUCCGAAACGGGGCAAAUGAGAUUAAAAGAAAUGAUAUCGGUCAUGUGUAAAUAUGCGUGUACGGAAUUAAUUUUACCAUCGUUGAUGGAGUACACCACAUUUCCACAUCUUGACUCUAUAGCAGUUCAAUUGAAAAGAAUCGCGACACUUUACAUUCACCAAUGUCUUUGUCUGUGAUAACACUUCGAAUCCAAUACAUUUCAUCAAUGACUGUUUAAUAUUUAAUCGUAUGAUUGCUGAAAAUUUUUGGAUUUGGUCACCCUGAUCUUAUUUGAUGACCUCACCAUACUAAAAGAGUGAUACUUAUUCCUUAUUUAAAGUUGAUGUUGAAAUUCUGCCCGUGAACUUGUGAUUUCCACUCACAUUUACAAAGAGGGAAGUGAUUAAACACGCUGUAUCACAGUGAAUUCUUAAGUGCAUAAAUAACGAGUGAGAAGAGAGUGGACAGUUGACAGUGCAUUAAGUCAAUCCCUGUGAAGUGUAUAAAUAAACGGCUAUAAGAGGGGGUUUCCUCUCCAGCAAAAGGAAACUAAAUGUCUCCUGAAGUUUUUCUUCGUCACCCGGAAGUUCCCUAUCCCAGCCCUCAAUUGCCAGUCCCUAUGUCAAUAUGAUGAUGUUAAUAAAGCUUCUGUCUUGUACUAUCUUUAUUUUGGAAUAUUUCCUAUCGACAGAGGCUCAGCUAUGUUCAGAAGGGGUUUUUAGUAAUAACCAGACAACUUGCUGUAAAGGAUACCGUCUGGAGGGAGGAAAAUGUAUCGCUUGUUCAAGUUUCAAGUUCGGAGACAAUUGUGCAUCAACCUGCACGUGCGUGCAGGCUAAUUCAGAGAGCUGUAACAACGUGGAUGGCAAGUGCAGCUGUAAAGCAGGGUACACCGGAAGUAAUUGUGAUAGUGCAUGUUCCAGAUUCACGUUCGGAAAACAGUGCUCAUCUUCCUGCACGUGCGUGCAGGGUAAUUCACAGAGCUGUAACAACGUGAAUGGGACAUGCAGGUGUAAACCAGGCUACAACGGUACUAAUUGCGAGAGUAGAUGUGCAUCCUGGACAUUUGGAGAUGGUUGUAACCCAUGCACAUGUGUACGGGACAAAACAAGCGUUUGCAACUUUGUUAGCGGCGUGUGCACAUGCUUAGCAGGUUAUCAAGGAACAGACUGUACAGAAAGUUGUGAUGACAACACCUUUGGUAUUAGAUGCGCCAAUAAGUGUAACUGUAAUGCUGUAAACUCCGCCUCACAUUGUAACAAAGUGAACGGUACCUGUAACUGUAGACCGGGUUACAAUCCUCGCCAGAACUGUGGGGAAAAAUGCCGCUUACCCUAUUACGGAGAGAGCUGUCUGUUGCCCUGUAAAUGUAACACGGAGACCGCCAGUAGCUGUAACGCCUUCACGGGGGAGUGCGUGUGUCGGCCAGGUUACGUGCCGCCCAGCUGUAGGGAGGUUUGUAGUGGAAACACGUAUGGACAAAACUGCUCGACAAACUGCACGUGCGUGCCAGAAAACACUCGUGGGUGUGAUCCAGUAACAGGAGGCUGCACGUGUCUAGCGGGCUGGCGGGGUCAGAACUGCCAACUGGAAUGCGAGGACGGAACAUAUGGUGAUGAAUGCGCAAAGGAAUGUAACUGCCAAGGGAACCAGUUUAAAACGUGUCGGAAGUCAGACGGACUUUGCAUCUGCAGUCCGGGAUAUGGGGGCGAGAAUUGCUCAAAACCCUGUGCCAUAUGGCGGUAUGGAUCAGAGUGCCUGGGACGAUGCGAGUGUCACGUGAACAACAGCAUCAGCUGUGAUACAAUAACAGGAGUAUGCACGUGCAAGAGUGGGUACAUCUCAGAAUUUUGUGAAGGUGCGAUUUCGGCGCCUGAGAGAAGUUCCGCGGUGGUGGAGGCCGCGGUGGGAUCCGUAGUCGCGCUGUUAUUCAUCGCGUCCGCGGUGGGCAUUGGUCUCUUUGUGAUGAUGUCCAGGAGGAAAAGGAGAUACGGAGAGGUGGCAAAAGCUGACACCAAUGGUCUGACAGUGACCAACCAAACCUACAACAACACGGAGUUUAACCAGAACGAGGCUGAGGAGCCGACCUACGAGAACAUGGCGACUGCUAAAACGCCACCAAGCGAGACGCCAUCUAGCGGCAACGUGUACGACACCGCGGAGAAGACAAAGACGGACGCGGCGCUGUAUGGAAAUGUGGAAGUGUCGAACCCAGCCCUCCCGCCGGCGAACGUUGGGGGAGAGUACGAGAGUGUGACUCUGACCUCGGGGCAGGGGGAGGACGGUCUGUACGAGGCUCUAAGGAAACAAAGCAGCACGGACACAUCGCUCUAUACUGGGUUACACUUCGACAAUAAGGAGGGAAAAGGCGCCAAGAAAUCGCACUCUAAGAAAACCCAAAAUAAAAAGAAACCUGCCAAACUCCCCAAACCCUCAGGUUCUCAGUCAUCUUCAGAAUAACAGUCGUGCACCAAAAAACUGUACUUUGGACCGAGUUAUUUCAUUUUUAUCCCAUUCUGAACAGUUAAGUGAGGGGGUGUGGUACUGUCAUACAUAUAAAGUAUAUGAAACAACUUGUUAAUAUGCAGUUUCGGGUUUUGGAUAUAUGCAUUUAUAUAUAGAAAAAACAUCUUCAGGCCAUUGUCUAGAGAGUAUAUAUGACCACUUUUGAUUUUAGUGUGUCUCACCCGACAGGUGAGAUAAGUAAUACAUGUUAAUGAAUAAUAAUAAUAUCUUUACUUUUCGAGAAAUUCGCAUCUGUUUAAUCCUUUUAUUCAUUUAUUGAUUUUUUAUUUUAUACAACGUAUGUUUGAACGAAUAACAUACAAGUGUUCGUACAUCGGUCUGUCUUUAUGAAGAUUCUAAAAAUAUAAACAUGUAUAAAGGAUCUCUCAUGGUGGUGGUAUAAAAAUUAUUUUUAUUCUACGAGUUGUAAAUUUUUAAUCCGUGAGCCUUGCAGAGGAGAUUGAAAACACACAACGAGACACACAACUAAUGUGGUCUUCGAUUGCAUGAGAAAGAGAUAAGUACAUGCAUCAUUCACAUGAGAAGAAAGGGUGUAUUCUCUACGGUCCAGCCUACAGCAGCAGCAGCUAGCAGACAGGUCAAUUUAAUACAAUAGUUGUAUACAUGUACACGAGUUCUGUGUGGCUACAUUACUUGAAGGGAAAAUCUGGGAUCUGAUAUUAAUUUGAAGGCAGGUACAUUUUGCGUAUCCGCCGUAUCGAUAUUUUGUUUAUAUGAGUGAGCUUUUGUGUUUACAACACAACUGCAAAGGGCGUGGUAACUUAUUACAACAUGCAUACACGUUUAUAUACAUACAUUUCCGGGGCUGUAUAUAUUCAUCUCGAUCGUAGUUUCUCUUUUAACAAGCUUUUACAAUAUUUUUUAUAUGAUUCAAUAAAUGUUAUUUUAUUGUCGUGAG